This is a messenger RNA of Cynoglossus semilaevis (tongue sole), 1521 nucleotides long. It is a transcript of the gene gnb1l, whose product is annotated as guanine nucleotide binding protein (G protein), beta polypeptide 1-like. The transcript is spliced from 7 exons. The record is from RefSeq and is a predicted model, not a curated record. Gene Ontology annotation, molecular function: protein binding. Lineage: Eukaryota; Metazoa; Chordata; Actinopteri; Pleuronectiformes; Cynoglossidae. The coding region runs from base 173 to 1144 and encodes 323 amino acids.
AUUGUAUUCUGAACAGGCAGAUCCUUGGUCAGCUCGCUGGUUGUAAACAGAGGUCCUUUCGCUCUACGCCGUUUAUAAAUGGGCGCCGAAGCUGAAAAAGUGAGCUGUGGUUCGUCAGCAGUUUCUCCCUCCAUGUGGCCGCUAAUGGUAGAGCCGACUUUAUGAACCAACCAUGUCUCGCCCCUCUCCCUCACCCAUCUACACCUUAAGGGGGGCCGGCGGGGCCCUUAACCCCCUUCACUUCAGCUGCCAUGACGGGAAGAAUCCGCUCUUAUUUUCUGGGUCAGGGGACGGCGUCGUUAACAUCUGGAACCUGAACAGCAGGAGAGCGGAGAGGACGGUCCAGGCUCACCCUGGAAGUUCUGUCAUCUGUGUCAACACCCUGGACUCAGGAACCCUGCUGAGNNAGGGCCGGGACAUGAACGUCUGUCUUUGGGACCUGAGAGAAGGUCGCAGUGAAGCCGUGGACACCCUGAGGACGGGCAGCGUCGGGUUCUGUCAGUGUUCCCUCCUGGAGCUGGGUCUGGACAAACACCUGCUGGCCUUCGCUGGAGAACAGAUGGAGGAGGUCAGGAUCGUGGAACUGCCCAGUAAGACCCCGGUCUGCACUCUUCGACCUGAUACCAGAGUGGGGAUGGUCAUGUGUGUGAAGCUGUGGCAGCCGGAGUCGCAACCCGGGCCCCUUCUGUUGGCGGGCUACGAGGAUGGCUCUCUGCUGCUUUGGGACGUAGGACAGAGGUCAAAGCUGAGUGAAGUCAAAGCGCACCCUGAGCCCGUCAUGUGCCUGACCUUUGACCCCAGGGGUUUGAGAGGCGUAACAGGCUCCACUGAGAAGAAGCUCUGGGCCUGGACGGUGGACAGACAAAACAACCUGCAGCUGCAGGAUCCCGUGCCGCUGGUCAACCCCGGGGUCUCUAAGCUGUCCCUCCGGGGGGACAACAAGCUCCUUGCCUCCGCCGGCUGGGACCAUCGGGUUCGGCUGUUCGCCUGGAAGAAGCUGCGCCCCCUGGCUGUGCUCCAGUACCACACGGACAUGGUGACCAGUGUGGCCUUCUCAGACCACCAGGACCCCGGACACAGGCUGCUGGCAGCUGGAUCCAAGGACCAGAGGAUCAGCCUUUGGUCGGUCUUCACUGACAGAUGAUCAAAUAUUUCAUGUUUUUUUUUUUUACUGCAAUUUACUGUAAACUUCACGUUCAGAAGUAUUUAAUAAAUGUUUGAAAAAUGUUCUUCAGUUUCUGAAGUUUGAUCAAAUGUUCUGGUUGAUCAAAUCUUUUUUUUAAUAGUUUUCAAAUAUUUUGAGUCCUUGUUCCAGUCCUUGACCUGUGACUCUUGGUCCUCAGUCAGUGUCUGGAGCCGGAGCUUCAGACUCCUCACGCUCUGCUCCAUAAAGACCCUCUCUUGGGAUUUGAACCCUGAGAACAAAGACUGGUCCAGGAUCUGGAUCUUUAUCCUCAUUAUCAUCUGCUUCUAAUCUGUCUACCUUCACGUUAGUCCCGGUCUUCAUCUAGUCCUGGUUCU